This is a messenger RNA of Staurois parvus, 536 nucleotides long. Lineage: Eukaryota; Metazoa; Chordata; Amphibia; Anura; Ranidae. The record is from the annotation of a GenBank genome assembly.
CGUGAUACUUAGUAGCCAGGAAAUGUCACGGAUGGACUUAUUGCCCAGGUGGCCACCUAUCACGGGACCACGCUUGGAGUCACUGAGCUCCUGAGAGCGACCCAUUCUUUCACCAAUGUUUGUAGAAGCCGUCUGCAUGCCUAGGGGCUUGAUUGUAUACACCUGUGUCCAUGGAGGGGAUUGGAGCACCUGAAUCACAUGAUAUGGAGGGGAUUGGAACACCUGAAUCACAUGAUUGGGAGGGGAUUGGAACACCUGAAUCACAUGAUAUGGAGGGGAUUGGAACACCUGAAUCACAUGAUAUGGAGGGGAUUGGAACACCUGAAUCACAUGAUAUGGAGGGGAUUGGAACACCUGAAUCACAUGAUUUGGAGGGGAUUGGAACACCUGAAUCACAUGAUUGGGAGGGGAUUGGAACACCUGAAUCACAUGAUUGGGAGGGGAUUGGAACACCUGAAUCACAUGAUAUGGAGGGGAUUGGAACACCUGAGUCACAUGAUUGGGAGGGCGGGGCCAAUACUUUUGGCAACAUAGUG